Messenger RNA from Trichomycterus rosablanca, 1060 nucleotides. RefSeq names its product T-cell surface antigen CD2-like. The record is from RefSeq and is a predicted model, not a curated record. The transcript has 5 exons. The coding region runs from base 1 to 987 and encodes 328 amino acids. Lineage: Eukaryota; Metazoa; Chordata; Actinopteri; Siluriformes; Trichomycteridae. Gene Ontology annotation, cellular component: cell-cell junction.
AUGGCCCUCGGAGCCGUCGCGGUGUUAUUCCUGUCUGCUCUGAAUUUGUUCACGUUUGCAGACUCAUGCAACAUUACAAAAUUAGUAGGAGCAGAAGUGACCCUUAAACUGGAUUAUUCAGGCUGGACCGAGUCUACUGACUUGAAGUGGAAAAAGGAUAAAACUACAGUCAUUUAUCCUGGCACAAAUAAAAUAAAUAAUGUAGAGGUCAAUAAAGGCUCCCUUGUGUUUAAAAACCUAACUCUGAAAGAUGCUGCAACAUACAGCUAUGAGAUUUAUACUGUGGAAGGACAACAGGCCAAAAAAGGCGAAUAUAAACUUUGUGUUCUGGAAAAGGUCCCCAAGCCGAAUCUGAAUUACACGUGUCAGAAUACCACAGCUACCCUAAAAUGCGACGUUCAGGGUAAUCAAGAUCUGGACUUCAGUUGGAAUAAAAACGGCAAAAAGAUAACUGAAAUAAAUAAAAAAACAUCCAGCUUCUCAACCAAGGCUGAAAAAGGUGAUGAAAGGUAUACAUGUACCGCCAGCAACGCGGCUCACAACAGCACCAGCGAUACUGUCCAAGUAUCAUGUCCCGCAGACGAGAGUUUGCUUUUCGGAUUCAACAAAUGGAUCAUGAUCGGCAUCCUGGCUGGGGGAGGAUUUCUUGUACUGUUGUUGAUCAUCGUUCUCAUAUCUUGUUCCGUCACAAGUUGUCAUCGAAAGGAAAAACGCCAACGAGAACUAGAUGAGCUCAGGCUGCUCAAUCUACAGAGCUCGUCCACUUCCGAUCACAAAAUCAAGCAAAGCGCAAGGGGACAACCGGCACCUCCCGUCCCCCAGGACGAGGUCCCGGGCCACCAGAAGGAUCAAGGCUGCGUCAAACCCCAGGCGAGAUCCAGGCCGCCGCCCCCUCCGGUAGAUGACGAGGAAGACCCUCCGCCGUUACCCCAACCCAGGAGGAAGCCCUAUGGGAACAAUGAUAACGGUGCCGUUCCGUACAUCUGAGUCACACGAAUUCGGCUAUACAAUAAGUGGAACCUCGAUUUAACGGAUUGAGUACCAAUACCAGUAGUUCACA